This is a messenger RNA of Pestalotiopsis fici W106-1, 1494 nucleotides long. RefSeq lists its product as uncharacterized. NCBI's taxonomy places the organism in Eukaryota, Fungi, Ascomycota, Sordariomycetes, Amphisphaeriales, Sporocadaceae. The transcript is spliced from 3 exons. Bases 1 to 1494 code for a protein of 497 amino acids. The record is from RefSeq and is a predicted model, not a curated record. Gene Ontology annotation, molecular function: heme binding; monooxygenase activity; iron ion binding.
AUGAAUUUGACUCAACUCCCUCUGGGCGUCCUUGCUGCGGGCGCCGCCCUGCUCUUCAUCAUCCUUCGUUCUGUUUUCAAUGCGCUGCGGUCGCCCCUCGCCUCGCUGCCCGGUCCUUGGCACACUCGUUUCACCCGAGUAGUUCUAAAGUUCCACAUCCUCACAGGUGGGAGAAUUCACCACGUCAACCGUCUUCAUCAAGCCUAUGGACCGAUUGUACGCAUCGCGCCCGACGAGGUGGCCAUUGCGGACCUGGAAGCCUUCACCCAGAUCCACCGCAUCGGCGGCGGAUUCACCAAGUCGGCAUGGUACGACAGCACCGGCACCGGCGCGGGUGUCCCGGCGGCGGCAUACGAGCCAGGAGUCUUUGCCAUGCGCGACCCCAAGGCCCACGCCCAGCGCCGCAAGCUCUUUGCCCGCCCCUUUAGCAACUCGGCCCUGCGCAAGAACUGGGAGGACAUUGUGCGCGGCACGGCCGAGCGCGCCGUCGCCAAGAUCCAGGCCGACGCCGCGGGCGGCGGCGAUGCCGACGUUCUCAAGUGGUGGACGCUCAUGGCCACCGACGUCAUUGCCCACCUGUCCUUUGGCGACUCGUUUGACAUGGUCGGGCUCGGGCGCCGGAACGAGUACAUUGACGCGCUGACCAGCGCGCUGCUGGCUUCGGGCCUGCGCCUCGAGCUCCCGUGGCUUGCUUCCCUCAUGCGCGUCGUGCCACUCCCCGCGGUCCAGCAACUUCUCAAGGCCGACGAGGUUGUCUUUGAGGCCGGCGGCAGAGCGGUGGCCAAUCUGCGCCAAGCUGGCGGGAACCAGAAUCUGUUUGGUCAGAUGCUGGCCGAGUCCGAGUCCCAAGAGAAGCACGGCCUCACGGACUUGAGCGUCAGGCUGGAAGCGUCCAAUCUCAUUAUUGCCGGUAGCGAUACCACGGCCAUUACCUUGACUUAUCUUGUGUGGGCAGUACUGAAGAGACCUGACCUGCAGCGGCGCUUGGAAGAAGAAGUCGGUAACCUGUCGGGAGAUUUCAAGGAUGAAGAUCUUGAGAGUCUGCCUCUGCUGAAUGCUGUCAUUGACGAGACAUUGAGACUCUACGGAGCUGCUCCCGGUGCCCUACCUCGAGUCGUUCCAGAGGGCGGUGCCACGCUCGCCGGGCAUUUCCUUCCUGCACAGACAUUGGUGACGACGCACGCUUUUACGCUGCAUCGUGACCCGACAAUAUUCCCCGAUCCCUCACAAUUUGACGAAACAAGAUUCAUGAAGCCGCAGACGGUAGCACAAAAGGCGGCAUUUCAUCCGUUCGGUGCAGGCUCCAGGAUAUGCCUCGGCAUUCACCUGGCGAGAAUGGAGCUCCGUCUGAGCACGGCUCUCUUCUUUAGAAACUGUCGCGGGGCCCAGCUUGGUAGUAGCAACAUGGCCGACGAGGUGAUGGAUAUGGAGGAGCACUUCUUGAUCUCACCUCGCGGGCAUCACUGCAAUAUCACUCUUGGCAACUUGCGUUAG